Molecule: messenger RNA, 8438 nt
Organism: Fukomys damarensis (Damara mole-rat)
Lineage: Eukaryota; Metazoa; Chordata; Mammalia; Rodentia; Bathyergidae
Gene: Slit2
Product: slit guidance ligand 2
Exons: 39
Coding region: 502-5130 (1542 amino acids)
Biological process (GO): negative regulation of cell growth; retinal ganglion cell axon guidance; negative chemotaxis
Molecular function (GO): heparin binding; calcium ion binding; Roundabout binding
Source: RefSeq, a predicted model, not a curated record
CAUCACUGCCACUGAGCUCCCUCUUCUGCCUGGUCCUCUCUGCACUGAAAUCGGAUUCGCAGAGCAGUGCGUGGGAUCCGUUACCACCACCACCCCGCCCCCGCGCCCAACUACAUCUUCCCGGUGGUUGGAGCCCCAGCUUUUUUAGUGACAAGCCAAGUUGAUCCUUGUGAGACGGAAGACGAGUGAUCUCUUCCCCGCUGCUGUCUGGAUCUCCUUGGAGCCUUGGCCAGGCCGUUUGGUCUCCAGGUUUUAAAGUUGCCCACGGAGCUCCUGCCCUGCUGGAAGAGGAUAGAGGGAGGGGGAAAGCCUUGCGCCUCUAUUGGCUCCACUCCUUUGAAUAUUACUACUAUUCCUUAUUAUUUUGUGCCCAUUUCCCCGCGGCACUCUGGGCUGCUAACCUCGCGCCAGGCACUGGGCCUCAGGCACUACGCGGUUCCCGAGGAGCGGCGAGCUAAAGAGAAACCCCGACGCCCGCGAGCGAGGAGGCGGUGGGGGAAGAUGCGCGGCGUGGGCUGGCAGACGCUGUCCCUGUCGCUGGUGUUAGUGUUGGCGGUCCUCAACAAGGUGGCGACGCAGGCGUGCCCGGCGCAGUGCUCCUGCUCCGGCAGCACCGUGGACUGUCACGGGCUGGCACUGCGCAGCGUGCCCAGGAAUAUCCCUCGCAACACCGAGAGGCUUGAUCUGAAUGGAAAUAACAUCACACGGAUUACGAAGACCGAUUUUGCUGGUCUCAGACACCUCAGAGUUCUUCAGCUUAUGGAAAACAAGAUUACCGCCAUUGAAAGAGGAGCAUUCCAAGACCUUAAAGAACUGGAGAGACUGCGUUUAAACAGAAAUCACCUUCAGCUGUUUCCUGAGUUGCUGUUUCUUGGGACUGCCAAGCUAUACAGGCUUGAUCUCAGUGAAAAUCAAAUUCAGGCUAUUCCAAGGAAGGCUUUCCGUGGGGCAGUUGACAUUAAAAAUUUGCAACUGGAUUAUAACCAGAUCAGCUGUAUUGAAGAUGGGGCGUUUAGGGCUCUCCGGGACCUGGAAGUGCUCACUCUCAACAAUAACAACAUUACAAGACUUUCUGUUGCAAGUUUCAACCAUAUGCCUAAACUUAGGACUUUCCGACUACAUUCGAACAACCUGUACUGUGACUGCCACCUGGCCUGGCUCUCGGACUGGCUGCGACAAAGACCCAGGGUGGGCCUGUACACGCAGUGCAUGGGGCCCUCCCACCUGAGAGGCCACAACGUAGCAGAGGUUCAAAAACGAGAGUUUGUUUGCAGUGAUGAGGAAGAAGGUCACCAGUCCUUUAUGGCUCCUUCUUGCAGCGUUUUGCAUUGUCCCGCCGCUUGUACCUGUAGCAACAAUAUUGUAGACUGUCGUGGGAAAGGUCUCACUGAGAUCCCCACAAACCUGCCAGAGACCAUCACAGAAAUACGUUUGGAACAGAACUCAAUCAAGGUCAUUCCUCCUGGAGCUUUCUCACCUUACAAAAAGCUUAGAAGAAUUGACCUGAGCAACAAUCAGAUCUCUGAGCUGGCACCUGAUGCUUUCCAAGGUCUCCGCUCUCUGAACUCUCUUGUCCUCUAUGGAAAUAAAAUCACAGAACUACCAAAAAGUUUAUUUGAAGGACUAUUUUCCUUACAGCUACUAUUAUUGAAUGCCAACAAGAUAAACUGCCUUCGGGUAGAUGCUUUUCAGGAUCUCCACAACUUGAACCUUCUCUCCUUAUAUGACAACAAGCUUCAGACCAUUGCCAAGGGGACCUUCUCACCUCUCCGUGCCAUUCAAACUAUGCAUCUGGCCCAGAACCCCUUUAUCUGUGACUGUCACCUCAAGUGGCUGGCAGAUUAUCUCCAUACCAACCCAAUCGAGACCAGUGGUGCCCGCUGUACCAGCCCCCGUCGCCUGGCAAAUAAACGAAUUGGACAGAUCAAAAGCAAGAAGUUCCGCUGUUCAGCUAAAGAACAGUAUUUCAUUCCAGGUACAGAAGAUUAUCGAUCAAAAUUAAGUGGAGACUGCUUCGCCGAUUUGGCUUGCCCUGAAAAGUGCCGCUGUGAAGGGACCACAGUAGACUGCUCCAAUCAAAAACUCAACAAAAUCCCUGAUCAUAUUCCCCAGUACACUGCAGAGCUGCGUCUCAAUAAUAAUGAAUUUACAGUGUUGGAAGCCACAGGAAUCUUUAAGAAACUUCCUCAAUUACGUAAGAUCAAUUUUAGCAACAAUAAGAUUACAGAUAUUGAGGAGGGAGCAUUUGAGGGAGCAUCUGGAGUGAAUGAAAUACUUCUCACCAGUAACCGUUUGGAAAACGUUCGGCAUAAGAUGUUCAAGGGAUUGGAAACCCUCAAAACUCUGAUGUUGAGAAGUAAUCGAAUCAGCUGUGUAGGGAACGACAGUUUCAUAGGACUCAGUUCUGUGCGUUUGCUUUCUUUAUAUGAUAAUCAGAUCACUACGAUUGCACCAGGUGCCUUUGAUACUCUCCAUUCUUUAUCUACUCUAAACCUCUUAGCCAAUCCUUUUAACUGUAACUGCUACCUGGCAUGGUUGGGAGAGUGGCUCAGGAAGAAAAGAAUCGUAACAGGAAAUCCUCGAUGCCAGAAACCAUACUUCCUCAAAGAAAUCCCUAUCCAGGAUGUGGCCAUUCAGGACUUCACUUGUGACGACGGAAACGAUGACAAUAGUUGCUCUCCACUCUCUCGGUGUCCUAUGGAGUGUACUUGCUUAGACACAGUAGUCCGAUGUAGCAACAAAGGCUUGAAGAUCUUGCCCAAGGGUAUUCCAAGAGAUGUCACCGAGCUGUAUUUGGAUGGAAACCAGUUUAUGCUGGUUCCCAAAGAACUAUCUAAUUACAAGCAUUUAACACUUAUAGAUUUAAGUAACAACAGAAUAAGCACCCUCUCCAAUCAGAGCUUCAGCAACAUGACUCAGCUUCUCACCUUAAUUCUUAGUUACAACCGUCUGAGAUGUAUUCCGCCUCGAACCUUCGAUGGAUUGAAAUCUCUUCGAUUACUCUCUUUACAUGGAAAUGACAUUUCUGUUGUACCAGAAGGUGCUUUCAGUGACCUCUCUGCCUUAUCACACCUAGCAAUCGGCGCCAACCCGCUUUACUGUGAUUGUAACAUGCAGUGGUUAUCCGACUGGGUGAAGUCAGAAUACAAGGAGCCAGGGAUUGCUCGCUGUGCUGGCCCUGGAGAAAUGGCGGACAAACUGUUACUCACAACUCCCUCCAAAAAGUUUGUAUGUCAAGGUCCUGUGGAUGUUAAUAUUCUUUCUAAAUGUAAUCCCUGCUUGUCAAAUCCAUGUAAAAAUGAUGGUACCUGUAACAAUGAUCCAGUUGACUUUUACCGAUGCACCUGUCCAUAUGGUUUCAAGGGGCAAGAUUGUGAUAUCCCAAUUCAUGCCUGCAUCAGUAACCCAUGUAAACACGGAGGAACUUGCCACUUAAAAGAAGGAGAAAGGGAUGGAUUCUGGUGUAUUUGUGCUGAUGGAUUUGAAGGAGAAAAUUGUGAGGUCAAUGUUGAUGAUUGUGAAGAUAAUGACUGUGAAAAUAAUUCCACAUGUGUCGAUGGAAUUAAUAACUACACAUGUCUUUGCCCACCUGAAUACACAGCUGCUAAUCUGAAUGAGGUGGAAAAAGGCGAGUUGUGUGAGGAGAAACUGGACUUCUGUGCCCAGGACCUGAACCCCUGCCAGCACGACUCCAAGUGCAUCCUGACACCAAAGGGAUUCAAGUGUGACUGCACACCAGGAUACAUCGGUGAGCACUGUGACAUUGACUUUGAUGAUUGCCAAGAUAACAAGUGUAAAAAUGGUGCACACUGCACUGAUGCAGUGAAUGGCUACACGUGUAUCUGCCCUGAAGGUUACAGUGGCUUAUUCUGUGAGUUCUCUCCACCCAUGGUCCUCCCUCGGACCAGCCCCUGUGAUAAUUUUGAUUGUCAGAAUGGAGCUCAGUGUAUCAUCCGGAUAAACGAGCCAAUCUGUCAGUGUUUGCCUGGCUACCAAGGGGAGAAGUGUGAAAAACUGGUCAGUGUGAAUUUUGUGAACAAAGAGUCUUAUCUUCAGAUUCCUUCAGCCAAGGUUCGGCCUCAGACAAACAUUACUCUUCAGAUUGCCACAGAUGAAGACAGUGGUAUCCUCCUCUAUAAAGGUGACAAAGACCACAUUGCCGUGGAACUGUACCGAGGGCGCGUUCGGGCCAGCUAUGACACUGGCUCUCUCCCAGCUUCUGCCAUUUACAGCGUGGAGACCAUCAAUGAUGGAAACUUCCACAUUGUGGAGCUGCUCGCCCUGGAUCAGAGCCUGUCCCUCUCUGUGGAUGGAGGAAGCCCCAAGAUCAUCACCAACUUGUCACAGCAGUCCACCCUGAGUUUCGACUCCCCGCUUUACGUAGGAGGCAUGCCUGGGAAGAACAAUGUGGCCUCUCUGCGCCAGACUCCAGGGCAGAACGGCACCAGCUUCCAUGGCUGCAUCCGGAACCUGUACAUCAACAGCGAGCUGCAGGACUUCCGGAAGGUGCCCAUGCAGACAGGCAUUCUGCCGGGCUGUGAGCCAUGCCACAAGAAGGUGUGUGCCCAUGGCACGUGCCAGCCCAGCCGACAGUCAGGCUUCACCUGCGAGUGUGAAGAGGGAUGGACGGGACCCGUCUGUGACCAGAGGACCAAUGACCCUUGUAUGGGAAAUAAAUGCGUACACGGCACCUGCCUGCCCAUCAACGCAUUCUCCUACAGCUGUAAAUGCCUGGAGGGACAUGGAGGUGUCCUCUGUGACGAAGAGGAGGAUCUGUUCAACCCCUGCCAGACGAUCAAGUGCAAGCAUGGGAAAUGCAGGCUCUCAGGACUGGGGCAGCCCUACUGCGAAUGCAGCAGUGGCUACACUGGGGACAGCUGUGAUCGAGAAAUCUCUUGCCGAGGGGAACGGAUAAGAGAUUAUUUCCAAAAGCAGCAGGGCUACGCCGCCUGCCAGACCACCAGGAAGGUCUCCCGCUUGGAGUGUAGAGGCGGGUGCGCCGGAGGGCAGUGCUGUGGGCCUCUGAGGAACAAGCGGCGGAAAUACUCUUUCGAGUGCACGGACGGGUCUUCCUUCGUGGGCGAGGUUGAGAAGGUGGUGAAGUGCGGCUGUACGAGGUGCGCCUCCUAAGAGCGCGUCCUGGCGGGGGUUGUACCGUGUACUGCUUGACCAGGUUGGACUAAUUCAUGCUUCAUAGUGGAAAUAUUUGAGAUAUAUUGUAAAAUACAGAACAGACUUAUUUUUAUUAUGAGAAUAAAGACUUUUUUUCUGCAUUUGGAAAAAAAAAGAAUAAAAGACAUGCUUGAAAUGAAGCGUGAAGAGAGCUAUAGUUGGAAGAUUUAGAGCCGCGAUGGGGACCAUUGCAAGGGAGGAUUCAACUUUUGAACAAGCUGAAGACGAGCAGCAGCACAUUCAGUACCCAGGGACUGAUGAGCUAAUGUGCACUGAUGUGGUCGCCCGGAGCGUAAAACCUGUGUCCCUCAUCCACACCCACGCAGUUUCCGAAGACACUUGAAGCACACGUGUGUGAGUGAGUCUGUCAGGCAAAAGAAUGGAGCCCCGGAAUUCACAGAUACAGGGAGUGGAUGAGCAAAGGCUUAUGCGAAAUAGAAAGUGUCCCGAAGAUCCGGGCUCCAUUCUCAAGAGGAAAUGGGAGUGGAGCGCUAUGAUACAUUUUACCUUCUUUUUAAAUGUCAGCAUGUCAGCAGAAGCAGCACACAAGAGUGAUUAUCUACCAUUUUCCAGUAUUAAUUUUUGUAAUAUAAGUGAUAAAGGAAAUGAUAAAAGAACCAAUAGAUUAUUGAUAAAUAAAUUAGUAAUAAUAUGAGUUUUUGUUUCUAUGCGUUCUAAACAGCCCUAUACAGUAUUCAGUUUCAUGAUGAAUAUUUAUUGUAUCAAAGUACAUUGUACUUAACGUUUUUAGACCCUUCUUUUGCUGUUUCUCGAUGCUUUAAUAUAUAUUAAUUUAUAAUUAUCCUGAUAUUUUUGUAAAUUUUUUCAAACUUAAAAAAAAUCAGGAUUUUUCUGUUUGCAAUAAUACUAACAUAGAGUGUUAUCUCUGGAUAAAUGUAUGUUGGUCUGUUUGUUGACCUCGACAGGUGACCACUGGUGUCUCUGGCCUACUGGCUCAUUCAGCACACCUGCAGGGGGCACGGGAAGUCCAGGAGGAGAAAAGGCAUCUCUGUAUGUGAGUCUGUCCUUGCACAGGCAGAGGCAACCCCUCUGAGGUUUGUCCCCACAGCAAAGAAAUGGUGUGUAGCAAUUGGCACUAGGAGUAGAUCUUUUACAAAUUCAUAUUUUCUUCAUGGGUUCUGCCCUCUUAUUGGGGGACAGGAGUGGGAGGAAGGAAGACUACCAUGUCAAACGUUGUAAGAUUUUUUUCCCCCAAACAAUAAAACUUCUUCAUUACCUGAAUGUCCCUAUGUUAACAUAUUUGCUGCUAAAUUGCAAUGUAGAAUUGAUACUGAUUUAUAGUGGACUGUACUCUACCCUUAUUACAAUCCCAGGGUGCCCUGUAAAGAUGCAGAUGUUGCUCCUCACCCCCUGAAAAAAAACCUCUUUUUACAAAGAAAAUUAGAUGUACAUGUAUAAUUCAGUGUGCUUUGUCUUUCUCCAGACUGAUAUCAGUUACACUACUGAUGUUUGUAAAUUAAACAGAUAUUUACUUCAUUUAACAGCUUGUUGGUUUUCUUAGAAAUUGCACAGUGAACUCUUCCUGAAGAAUUUGCUAACACGCCACAGAAAGAAGCAGAAUGACAACUUAACACAUCGUUGUUGCCUGAAAUUGGUUUGAAAUCAGCAUAGGGUCACAUCUGGGGGUUUCGAGUAGCUACAUGAAAGAGUUGUGCCUUUCUAGGGAAAUAAAAUGUAGCUAUUCAAUUAAUUUCACACACACACAAUAUCUUUGAGAUAAAAUCCAACUAAGGAUAUUAUUUUUCCUCUACUUUGUUUCCUCUCCUUUGUUUUUCUUCCUUUCACUUAGAACCUGACCAUACUGACCUGGUAACCACUGAGAUCAGAAAAUAAUUGGCUGAUCAUUAAUACUUGGCCACUAUGAUAAGAUUUCUUCCUUUCUCUUUAGAAAAUCACACACAUGCACACAUAAAUUACUCACUAUCUCACAGAAGUAGUUAUUCAAUCAUUUAUUCAUCCUCAUUGAAAACACCUUUAUUUAUGUUAUAUAAAUAUAUAACCAUUAUAAAACAUUCAUAUAGUCCCACUAGUAGCUUUCUUCCAUGGUUUUUAUUCACUCAUUAAGCAAAGAAACAUCUGUAAAAAUAAAAUGGCUUAAAACUGUCGAUUGCUUAUUGUAUGAAAGGUACUAUGCUAAGAGCUUUAUGCAACAUCACAUGCAUCUCUAUAAAUUGAUGGAAUUAUUGUGCUCUCUGUUCUACACUGGCGUGCAAGGCUUGAAACAAAGGAGCUGGACUCAAUCUCAGGCUGUUCAGACUGAACACUCUAUGCUUAGUGUUAAAGCAGCAUUUUGGUAACCACCCUCUCUACUGAAGGUCCUUUAUGCCCUGGAGAUUUAUUUCUACAUCACAAUAAUUCUCCUCUAUUGACCAUGUAGUUUUAAUCUAGAUUAGAGAUGCUACAUUAUUUUUGUUUUCCGGUGUUCUUUUAUUAGGAAAAACGUGAGGUUUUCUUAGAGGUUCCUAACUGCAUUCUUUCUCUUUACUGCUAGUAAAGGCACAAGAUGAAAUUAUGUUUCCCUAGGAUUUAGGCUGUGUUAGAAAUUCUUUAAGGAGAUUUUUCUGCCUUGUGCUCAGAUAGCCUUCUGCACUUGAGCCCCUCUUUGAGAAAAUUCAAUAGCCAGAUAAUUACUGGCAAAUGAGACAAAUUAAAGGCAAUUAUUCAUGUUAUAAAUAGGUCCUUAUGAGGCUUUGGUCAAAUGAUUUCUUUAAAUAGAAAACCAUUCCAGAACCUUUAACGAAAGAAUUCAAUAAACUUACAACAAAUUUUGCACAUUUCAGAAUCAAAAACCACUGCAUGGAAUAUACAUUGGUAAUCUGAAAAGAUUAAAGAAAUAAUAUUUACUCUUAAAUUCUCACUAGUGAGGCACAGUGAGGAAAUGCCAUGGGAAUUUGAUGUGUUCGGGUAAAUAUGUACUCAAUGAAUAACAGCCACCUGAUUCUUUGGAAUUUGUUUUCACCACCAAUGUCUUGCAAUUAUUUGGGGGCAGUAAUAGACAAAUCUCUGUUUCAGAAUUGCUCUGAGCAUUUUCUCUCUUGGAUGAUUUGCUUUGUCAGCAGCAAUUCCUUCCAGAUUAAAAGAUUUGAAAUUGAUUGAGGGCAUAAAGAUCUUGGGCUUUAUGGUAUCAUCCGCCUCAUGUAGCGACCAUUAUUUCAAAAGUAAUGUUUGUAAAAAUAGAUAAGCAGUAAAAAGUACAUGAAGCUUUAUGUAUAGCUUUAUAUAAUGUAUAUAAAACUCAUUAAAAA